Messenger RNA from Neopsephotus bourkii (Bourke's parrot), 2933 nucleotides. It is a transcript of the gene PRPF39, whose product is annotated as pre-mRNA processing factor 39. The record is from RefSeq and is a predicted model, not a curated record. Gene Ontology annotation, molecular function: protein binding. Gene Ontology annotation, biological process: RNA processing; mRNA 5'-splice site recognition. The transcript has 14 exons. The coding region runs from base 174 to 2195 and encodes 673 amino acids. Gene Ontology annotation, cellular component: U1 snRNP; U2-type prespliceosome; commitment complex. NCBI's taxonomy places the organism in Eukaryota, Metazoa, Chordata, Aves, Psittaciformes, Psittacidae.
CGAGCACUCGGAGUAAAUCAGCCCGCAGCUGGCGCUUAACGGAACGAAUGUUGUGAGUAGAGAAACCUGUGUGAUCCUUAUGUGCUGUAACAGCUGCGAGAUCUCUGGACAAACAUUAGACCAGCCCAAAGUCUUUAAGUGCUUCACGGAUCUAGUACUACAAAACAGCAGUAAUGUCAGCUAUGGAGAACAACACAGAAAAUACAGAGGAGGAGAAGCCAACUGUAAGCAACGAGAACACAGACAAUAGCACCGAAACAGCAACAGAAGAACAGCUGAUGGACUUCAGUACAGAAAUUAUAGGUGUCACUGAGAUGGAACAAUCACCUGAUAGUUCCCCUGGCCUGAAUGCAGACAGCAUGCAAGAGAGUGAAAUUCCUGCUAUCGAAAGUUUACAGGCAACAGAUACUGAGGCUGGCUUUCCUCCAGAUUUUGACAAGUUCUGGAAAGUAGUAGAGGACAAUCCCCAGGAUUUCACAGGAUGGGUAUAUCUACUACAGUACGUAGAGCAGGAGAACCACUUACCAGCUGCCAGGAAAGCAUUUGACAGAUUUUUCACACAUUAUCCAUAUUGCUAUGGAUAUUGGAAGAAGUAUGCAGACCUUGAGAAGCGACAUGACAACGUUAAGCAGUCUGACGAGGUUUAUCGCAGAGGGCUUCAGGCAAUUCCUCUUAGUGUCGAUCUUUGGAUACAUUAUAUAAACUUCUUAAAGGAGACUUUGGACCCUGCUGAUCCUGAAACGAGCAGUACAAUUCGAGGCGCCUAUGAACAUGCAGUCUUAGCUGCUGGGACAGACUUCCGUUCUGACAGACUGUGGGAAAUGUAUAUAAACUGGGAAAAUGAACAGGGAAACUUAAGGGAAGUUACAUCCAUCUAUGACCGCAUCCUUGGAAUUCCAACGCAGCUGUACAGUCAUCACUUCCAGAGGUUUAAAGAACACAUACAGAACAACUUGCCUCGAGACUUUCUGACUACUGAGCAGUUUGUUCAGCUGCGCAGAGAAUUAGCGUCUGUGAACGGCCACAGCGGGGAGGACGCGCAGCCUGAUGAUGACCUGCCUUCUGGUGCUGAAGACAUAACUGACCCUGCCAAGCUGAUCACUGAGAUAGAAAACAUGAGGCACAGGAUCAUUGAGAUUCAUCAAGAAAUGUUUAACCACAAUGAACAUGAAGUCAGUAAGAGGUGGACAUUUGAAGAAGCGAUAAAGAGGCCUUACUUUCACGUAAAACCUCUGGAGAAAAUUCAGCUGAAAAACUGGAAAGAGUACUUAGAAUUUGAGAUAGAAAAUGGCACUCAUGAGAGAGUUGUGGUCCUCUUUGAAAGAUGUGUUAUUUCAUGUGCCCUCUAUGAGGACUUCUGGAUUAAGUAUGCCAAAUACAUGGAGAAUCAUAGUAUUGAAGGCGUGAGGCAUGUCUACAGCAGGGCUUGCACUAUACAUCUUCCUAAGAAACCAAUGGUUCAUAUGCUGUGGGCUGCCUUUGAGGAACAGCAAGGCAACAUCGACGAAGCAAGAAGAAUCUUGAAAACCUUCGAAGAGUGUAUUCUAGGGCUAGCAAUGAUCCGCUUGCGAAGAGUGAGCUUAGAACGCAGACAUGGAAACAUGGAAGAUGCUGAACACCUGCUUGAAGAAGCUGUUAGAAAUGCCAAAUCAGUUAGUGAAUCAUCAUUUUAUGCCAUCAAAUUAGCUCGACACCUCUUCAAAGUACAGAAAAAUCUUCCAAAGGCAAGAAAAGUGCUGUCAGAAGCCAUAGAAGUGGACAAAGAAAAUACAAAGCUGUACCUCAACUUGCUUGAAAUGGAGUACAGCGGCGAUCUCAAGCAGAAUGAAGAAAACAUCUUGAGCUGCUUUGAUAAAGCUGUCAAUGGCGCCUUGUCUAUAAAAAUGAGGAUUACGUUUUCUCAGCGAAAAGUGGAAUUCCUUGAAGAUUUUGGUUCCGAUGUAAAGAAGCUUCUGGAUGCUUAUGAUGAACAUCAGGCCCUUCUCAAGGAGCAGGAUUCUUUGAAAAGGAGAGCGGAGAACGGGUCAGAGGAGCCAGAUGAAAAGAAAAUGCUAACAGAUGACCCAACACUUUCAUCAGCACAGAUGAUGGAUGGAGACAUGCAAGUCAAUCAGGCAGCAUACAACUACAAUGCCUGGUACCAGUACAAUUACCAGAAUGCAUGGAAUUACGGACAGUACUAUCAUGCAACUUGAUCCGAAGAGUGAGUGCCGCAGUUUCAACAAAGAUGGAAUACAAAGAAGUUAUAUUUUUCUAAAUUAGGGAUGUGGAAGAACUGUUGUAAUACCUGCUUUUUGGUCUUCUGCAUGUGAAGUGAGCUGGUGUUCCCAGGGUAUGUGUGAAGCAAGAUCUGUGUGCUGGUAACCGAUAAAUGGUAUCUCUGUACAACUCUAGUUUACCAUAAAUGCAUUUGUUUUGUUUUUUUAAUUCCCUGCACUAAUUUAUGGAGGUAUCUGAAGAAUUUUUUUGGUCUCAGGCUGAUGCUGUGGAUUUAACCAGUAAAGCUCUAGGGGUUUUGCUUUGGUUGGGUUUCCCCCAAGGCUGUUGUGCCAUGCCAGCUGCCGCAGGAUGCAGCAACUCAGGUGCACAGCACUCCUCUCCUGCUCUGCUCUCCAGCUGUAUGUAAUGACCUACUUCUAUCACAACAUCUUCUCUGUGCCCAUGAGCCAACCCAGACUGCUUUGUGGUGUAAAGAUUGAAACUUUGAUGACACUGGCAGCCUUUGCAAGCUGCGGUACGUAUUUUCUAUUCCAUGUGGGGGUCAACAAUUAAAAUGCAGUGCAAAAUGAUGUUGCAUUCUUUUUUAAAAAGCACAAACUGUGUUUGGGAUGAUUUUUGUAUUUAGAGUUUUUCAUGUACACAGUGUGAGCAAACUUUUUUUCAUUUUGAUCAAAGUGAUCAUUCCCAUUUUUAUAAUAAAAGCAAGGAAUUCA